Messenger RNA from Leishmania major strain Friedlin, 945 nucleotides. Its product is annotated as kinase-like protein. The transcript has a single exon. NCBI's taxonomy places the organism in Eukaryota, Euglenozoa, Kinetoplastea, Trypanosomatida, Trypanosomatidae. The record is from RefSeq and is a predicted model, not a curated record. Gene Ontology annotation, molecular function: ATP binding; protein kinase activity. The coding region runs from base 1 to 945 and encodes 314 amino acids. Gene Ontology annotation, biological process: protein phosphorylation.
AUGUGUAGUCCGAUCGCUGAUAAUGCAGACAUGAUUGUGCCUUCAGCUGACACAUGCUGCCCCAACACAGUUUUCGAGCGGGUGCUGCGGUGUGCCUGCAUUGUGAUGCGGGUCGGCGACGACCCGGGGUACAUCUGGACACCGCAGCGGCUCGGCGCUGGCUCGUUCGGUACAGUGACGCUUGCGUACCGUCACGAGGGCGACGCUGUGUGGCGCAAGACCGCGGUGAAGCGCAUAUCGCUGCGCAAAGAAACGCGCCUCUCAGCCGUGCUAGAGAAGGUGCGGUGCACUGGGCGUGAGGUGGCCCUGUGCCGUCGCGCUGGGGUGUCGCCGCACGUUGUGCCGAUGUACAAGCCAUGGUUCGACUGCCGGGAGGGCGUGAUCGCGCUGCCGAUGGACGCCGGUGACUUCAGCCUGGAGCAGUACGCGGUGCACUGCGGCUUUCGGUUCCCGCCGCUGGCGCUGCUGUCGAUGUGCGCGCAGUGCGCGCGUGCUGUGGCGCAUCUGCAUCGGCGCGGCGUUGUGCACCGUGACGUGAAGCCGGACAACUUCGUGGUGAACGUUUUCGACACUGUUGGUGGUGCUGGUGCUGGCGGUGAUGGUGACUGCGGUGAAGCGCGGCCACCGUUCGUGCGCAUACUUGACUUUGGGCUCGCGUGCGGCGUGGAGGAGGUCGAGCAGGAGUUGAAGCGUUGCGUGGGGACACCGCACUACAUGGCACCGGAGACGUUUUCGCACCUCUGCGACUGCGACGUGCCUGCGGCGUGCGACGUGUGGAGCCUCGGGGUGACCUUGUUCCGAUUGGCCACUGGCGUCUUCCCGGUCUUUGACCAGGAUGUGACGGCGUCGUGGCCUCCCGCAAGUGCCUCCUCGGCUCGUUUGGGUGUUCCCCGCCUGCGAUCACCGUGGCCGCGCGUUGUCGAGCGGUGCCCCGCGCCGUGGUGA